UGACCCGCAACGUGGCGCGGGCAGCUGCGGCCCAGCCUCCAGGAUCCUCCCUAGCGCCGCCAGCCAGGUAGGGAGCGCGGCGCGGGGCCGCGGAGACGCUCAGCCACCGGCGCCCCCUGCGCCCCGCUCGCCACUCCUCGCGGCUCUGCGCGCCCCGGGACCGCCGCGGCCCUCCGCGCCCGGACGCACGGUGGCCAGGCCCCGCGCACAGCGCCCCCGGCGGUGACCGCGCCGAGCCAGAGCGGGGCGGCUCCCGGCGCGACUUCCUGUUGUGUCCGCGCCCCGCCGCCGCCGCCCGGCGCCCCUCGCCCGUCCCCGCGGCCCGGAGCGGCCGCCGCCCAUGGAUUUCACCUAGUGCCGGGGUCAUGGCGGCGCAGUGCUGCUGCCGCAAGGCGCCCGGCGCCGAAGCCGCGCCCGCCCGCCCGCCGCCCGAGCCGCCGCCCGCCCUGGACGUGGCCUCGGCCUCCAGCGCGCAGCUCUUCCGCCUCCGCCACCUGCAGCUGGGCCUGGAGCUGCGGCCCGAGGCGCGCGAGCUGGCCGGGUGCCUGGUGCUGGAGCUGUGCGCGCUGCAGCCGGCGCCCCCCGCGCUCGUGCUCGACACGCACCCGGCCCUGCGCCUGCACUCGGUCGCGUUCCGCCGCGCCCCCGCCGCCGCCUCCGAGACGCCCUGCGCCUUCGCCUUCCCCGCCCCCGGGCCGGAGCCCCCACGGCCGACCUUCCCCGAUUCACCGGGCGCCGAGUCUGCCUGCUGCCCGCUGGCCUUCAGAGUGGACCCGUUCACCGACUAUGGCUCCUCGCUCACCGUCACGCUGCCCCCCGAGCUGCAGGCGCACCAGCCCUUCCAGGUCAUCCUGCGCUACACCUCGACCGACGCUCCCGCUAUCUGGUGGCUGGACCCGGAGCUGACUUACGGCAAUGCCAAGCCCUUCGUCUUCACGCAGGGCCACUCCGUGUGCAACCGUUCCUUCUUCCCUUGUUUUGACACGCCUGCCGUGAAGUGUACCUACUCAGCAGUCGUCAAGGCCCCCGUGGGCGUGCAGGUGCUGAUGAGUGCCACCCAGAGCACAUACGUGCAGGAGGAAGGAGUCUACCACUUCCAUAUGGAGCACCCAGUGCCCGCCUACCUCGUGGCCCUUGUGGCUGGAGACCUCAAGCCAGCAGACAUCGGACCUAGGAGCCGAGUGUGGGCCGAGCCGUGCCUCCUGCCCACAGCCACCAGCAAGCUGUCAGGCGCCGUGGAGCAGUGGCUGAGUGCGGCCGAGCGCCUCUAUGGGCCCUACAUGUGGGGCAGGUAUGACAUCGUCUUCCUGCCCCCGUCCUUCCCCAUCGUGGCCAUGGAGAACCCCUGCCUCACCUUCAUCAUCUCCUCCAUCCUGGAGAGUGACGAGUUCCUGGUCAUCGACGUCAUCCACGAAGUGGCCCACAGCUGGUUCGGCAACGCUGUCACCAAUGCCACGUGGGAGGAGAUGUGGCUGAGCGAGGGCCUGGCCACCUACGCACAGCGCCGGAUCACCACGGAGACCUACGGUGCCGCCUUCACCUGCCUGGAGACCGCCUUCCGCCUGGACGCCCUGCACAGGCAGAUGAAGCUGCUGGGAGAGGACAGCCCGGUCAGCAAGCUGCAGGUCAAGCUGGAGCCAGGCGUGAACCCCAGUCACCUGAUGAACCUUUUCACCUAUGAGAAGGGCUACUGCUUCGUGUACUACUUGUCCCAGCUCUGCGGAGACCCCCAGCGCUUCGACAGCUUCCUCCGGGCCUACGUGGACAAAUACAAAUUCACCAGCGUCGUGGCCCAGGACCUGCUGGACUCCUUCCUGAGCUUCUUCCCGGAGCUGAAGGAGCAGAGUGUGGACUGCCGAGCAGGGCUGGAGUUCGAGCGCUGGCUCAACGCCACGGGCCCGCCUCUGGCUGAGCCGGACCUGUCUCAGGGAUCAAGCCUGACCCGGCCUGUAGAGGCCCUCUUCCAGCUCUGGACCGCAGAGCCCCUGGACCAGGCAGCUGCCUCUGCCAGCACCAUUGACAUCUCCAAGUGGAGGACGUUCCAGACAGCACUGUUCCUGGACCGGCUCCUGGAUGGGUCCCCACUGCCCCAGGAGGUGGUGACCAGCCUGGCCCAGUGCUACUCCUCACUGCUGGACUCGAUGAACGCUGAGAUCCGCAUCCGCUGGCUACAGAUUGUGGUGCGCAAUGACUACUACCCGGACCUGUACAGGGUGCGCCGCUUCCUGGAGAACCAGAUGUCGCGCAUGUACACCAUCCCGCUGUAUGAGGACCUGUGCACAGGCGCCCUCAAGUCCUUCGCCCUGGAGGUCUUCUACCAGACGCAGGGCCGGCUACACCCCAACCUGCGCCGUACCAUCCAGCAGAUCCUGUCCCAGGGCCUGGGCCCCGGCGCCGAGCUCAGCGGGGAGCCAGGCGGUGCAGCUGUGGCCGUGGACUCGGACUCACAGGCCCUGCUGCUUGGGGACGAGGCCCCUGGCAGUGCCAUCUCUCUCAGGGACGUCAACGUGUCCGCCUAGCCCUCCACACCCCCACCCCCGACGCCAUGAUUGUGCCUUCUGUGGCCCGGGUUGCCGUGACUGUGCCUUGGCUCCGGCCAUGAGCGCCGCCCGGGCUCCCCCAGCCCCUGCCCCCUCGUGUCUGGCAGGGGCCUGCAGAACCACCCAAUCCCCUGCCCACCCUCUUGCACUGCAGGCCCCUGGCUGGCCAGCACAUGCCACACCUCUGUCUCAACACUGACAGCCGUGCCAGACCCGGACACCAGCACUUGCUGGGUGCUGCCCCCAGCCCCACGGCCACCACCACACUGUGCCUUAUGUCUGCCGGGAGGCUGGCCCCCGCUGUCCCGCAGAGCCCUCCCCCUUGCCCCUAGCCUGGGUGUGGCAGCUUCCAGGGCCCCUGGCACAGGGACCACGACAUGUGCAUCCCCCACGUGUGGGGGUGAGGGCUGCUGGGAGCAGGUGUCCUCCCCUCCCUGACCCAGGGGAAGCCUUAGCUCUGUGGGGAUACAGGGUCUGGGCCCCCAGGGAGGUGGGCACUAGACACUAUCCACCUCGUUGCCUAGGAGGUGCAGGGGCACUGCUGUUCCCUGGGGACUGGGGAGGGAUACCAGUUCUCUCCUGGGAGGCAGUGGGCAGGGGGCCCUGGCCUAGGACUGCUGUAUGGGGAGUCUCGGUGGACAUCCCAUUAAACUUCCACUCUGCAGACCUGCCCACCCAACCUGCUUGUCCCACACUGUCCCAGGCACCGCCGGCUAUAGGAGGCGUGAGCUGGGGGAAGCUGGUGUUGGCCCCUUCCCAAGACAGGCCCCCUAGACCCCUGAGGAAGCCAUGGGUCACCCUGGGCUGGGGGCCUCCAAGCUGUGCCUGGCCCAAGCCCAGCCCAUCCCAUCCUGGACAGAAGGACAAGAAAGCUUUGGGUGGCAAGUAGGGAGGCUGGGGCCCCGGGACCUGCUGCCAGGAUGGGCUGAGGGGUGGAUGAGAGCUAGGUCCUGGGACAGGCUGGCCAGUGAGCAUGAGCUGUGGGGUGGACGGGCCUGAGCCAGGUCCUCAGCUUCCCACCCGAGCACACUGCUGGGGCCUGGGAGUGACGUCCACUGACCGCACUUCUAGAAGUGAGCCGACAGCCCUGGAACU
Ochotona princeps (American pika) is the source of this 3635-nucleotide messenger RNA. RefSeq names its product arginyl aminopeptidase like 1 (gene RNPEPL1). The transcript has 11 exons. Gene Ontology annotation, molecular function: zinc ion binding; metalloaminopeptidase activity. The record is from RefSeq and is a predicted model, not a curated record. The coding region runs from base 366 to 2519 and encodes 717 amino acids. Gene Ontology annotation, biological process: proteolysis. NCBI's taxonomy places the organism in Eukaryota, Metazoa, Chordata, Mammalia, Lagomorpha, Ochotonidae.